This is a messenger RNA of Armigeres subalbatus, 2303 nucleotides long. RefSeq names its product nucleolar protein 11. Lineage: Eukaryota; Metazoa; Arthropoda; Insecta; Diptera; Culicidae. Gene Ontology annotation, cellular component: nucleus; nucleolus. Gene Ontology annotation, biological process: maturation of SSU-rRNA. The transcript has 3 exons. Gene Ontology annotation, molecular function: RNA binding. The record is from RefSeq and is a predicted model, not a curated record. Bases 136 to 2265 code for a protein of 709 amino acids.
AUUUACAACCCGCUCCAGUCGAUGCUGCAGCUUGGAGCACGUUGUUUCGAUUUCACAUCGUUCAACAGUUUGAGUUUCUCGGAUUAUUUUUGUGGUUUUCUAUGCGAACAUUCAUAGAUUAUUAAAGUAAUUAUUAUGGCAAAGUUGUUAUCGUAUUACAGUUUGUGCCCUAUAAACGAUGUUCGUGAAUUUUUGGGCCUGUCCCGCGAUGUUGACACCGGUUGUGUGAUCAACACUCUUGGAAGGAACAUCAUCCAAGUGGUGAAGUUAAGCAAUCAAAAACUACAGAACAGUUGGACUUCGCUGGAGCGGCUGACAAGCAAAGUCGUAUACGAUUUCCGCUCGGAGCGAUAUGUGGCGGUUUUUGGAAAUCGUCAGGUCCGCUGUUGGAGCAGGGAUCAAGUCGAUAUUAACAAAGUGAAAAAGUUAAAGCUCUUUCGUAACAUUCUGGAACUGUUCACCUUAGAUAACGGACAGGUUUUGGUGCUUUACGAAGAUGGAACGUGUGAAUCGCUGGAAAGCGCUGUCGAUACCCGAAAUGAAGAUCGAAAAGAUCCAGAAAAUAUUUUUAAAAACCCUAACAUUGAUCCCGCAAAUGAAUCUAUCUUAAAUGCCACGUCCCUCACUUUGGACAGUGGAGAGAUAAUGUUAGCGUACUUUGUUAAAGACCAGGACACUUCGUUGACCCUAAACUAUGCACUUUUAGAGAAGGAAAGUUUAAAAACUCCGAACGGAUUUCACAAAAUCAAAUUAGAACGGAUUGAACAGAAGGUGCACCUGGUUGGACAGAGUAUUGUAGAUGGAAGUGGAGGGCCCUCACUGAUUACUAUUUGGUCGGAUAAACGAAUCUUUUCCCGACAACUGGCGUUUGACGAUGAGACACAUAACAAAUCUAUUGGAAAUUUUAUUUCUAUUCUCAACAUGAUCAACACCGUUCAACCAUUAUCUAUGCUUGGCAUUAGCAAAGACUAUGUGGCCUUGUACGCCGGCAAUCUGAACCAGGAAGGUGCUACUUUGUUUUUGUACAACAUCCAAUUCAAAGUCGUGCAAGCAAAGCAGUUCUUCAAGGUCUACUUUGACAAUUCUCGGUUCUGGUUGAGCGAAAACCACAUUUUGCUGGCUUUUGGGCAAACGCUGGCCGUGGUUCCAUUCAAAAUUAGCAAAGAACAACUGUCGGAUAUGGUUGGCACUCAACGGAGCAUUGAACUCGGAUCUUAUGUAGACAACGAGAGCAUCAACGAGGAUUGUGAUUUCAACGAAGGCUUUGCGUUUGUUGGGAAUCUGCAAAGCGUUAUCGAUGAGGAAAGCGAGGAAGAAGAAUCGGAACCCGAGGUCUAUAAAAUUUUCAAGAGUAUCGAAACCUUUGAAAAAUCGUUGCAGAAAGCCUACAAAAGUAACCUACAAGUGGAUGUGCUACGCGACGAAUCACUUCCGGACGACAUUAUUCAAAUGCGGUUGAUGGCCAACGCUGAUGCGUCGAUUGGACCAUUAAUUUUCUCGGAAAAUUUUGAAAUCUUCGCAAGUGAACUCGAAAAAUACGGUUUUUGCGAAAUGGAAAUCACGGAUAAACUUCUUCCGCUGAUGAUUAAAGCAAACGCUUCGUUGGAUAUUGGUAGAUGUCUGAAACGCUACAACACAGUGUCCGAGCGAGCGCUCGUGUCAGUGCUCAAGUAUGCCCUAUCAUGCAAAGAUCAACCACGUAGUCAAACUGUCAUCCCUGAUUUGGAGGAACUCCUUACGAAGCAUGGAGAUUGCCCACUUCCAGCUGCCAAACCUGAUGAAGUUUUGCCAAAUUUGGACAUAUUAGAUUGUCAUGAUCUAAAAAACAACUCGCUUAAUGACCUUUUAAACAUAGCCCUGUCAUGCGAAUUCAAUCGAAAAGUAAUGCUCCCUUUACUGCGAAAGGAAAUCAAUUUGAAUGCAGUUCUUUAUCUUCUGGAUCAUUUACUGUUCUUGCUGACGGACCCCGUGGCCAGCCUAGGCGAGACUCCGACCAACUGUACCAGCUUCGAUAGUGACGACAGGGUCGUCGAGUGGGCCACGUUGCUCAUCGAUUCGCACUACCAGCACAUCAUACUUUCUCGGGAUGCCGAAGUUCGGAUGAAAAUUGUCAACUGGAUGAAGGUGGUGAAGCAACACAGAGACAGUUUGAGCGAGUUGAAAGAUUUUGCGCCGUCCAUAUUGCGGCUCAUCGAGCGGAAAGGCGGAGAAGCCGAGAAACGGGUGAACAAGUGGUACAGUGUUGAGACGGUGCAACUGUAUUGAACCCGGCCCAAGAAUGAAAUAGAGGACCAGCAAAUAGA